AGGUGCUGCAGUUCCCUCGAGGCUUCGGGGAAGGAAAAAAAAAGAAGCAAGGAAGGUGCCUCUGAGUCUUGGCUGGUCCCGGCCGGUCCUGAGCAUGCGCAGUGGGCACGGAGCAGGGCGAAAGAGCGGGCGCGAGCGCAGGGCUGGUGGCGCGCGCUCUCCCUCACCACAGACUUGUCCUGCAGCAGCUGCUUGGAGAAAGAAGCGCAUUAGAAAGAAAGGUAAAAGAAACGCUGACUGGAAGAAGAAGAAGCCGUUUCUUGUACUAUAUUGUAGAGCGGGAAAGAGAGAGAAACAUCCCUGCAGGUUUAGAUCAGAGUUGGGGAUAUACCUGAAAAUGCUACAAUCAAGAAUAAUGAAUCAAGAUUGAAGAGUCACUUGAACAAUUAUAAGGAGAUUUCCUGAGAAUUCUGCUGAUUGGGAAAAUGAAAAGCUAGAGGUACAAUCAAAAAUGAAUGUUGAAGAUACAGAAGGAAAGGACUUGCAACCUCCUUUAACACUCAAGGAUGAAAAUGGCAAUAAAUGUGUGUGCAACACAGUGGCUCUGAAUGGAAGUACUGUUAGCCACCACUAUGCAGAAGACGAAGACUACAUUAAAGUUAAGGAUGGAAGUGAGACAAAAAAUACUUCUCCGUAUUCUCAGUGCAUUGAAGUACAAGACCAGCAGAACAUUGCCAGUGACUAUAUCUGCAUGGGGACUUCAGAUCUAGAAACUACACAUAUCAUUUCUCCAAAAGAACCAUUUUACAUGUAUGCCUUGAAUCAGACUUUCUCAGAACCAGAGAGCCUUCUCAAAGACAGUCCUGCAUUAAAGGACACCCAGGUUUGCAGUACUGAGGAAUCUGUGCCUUACUGCCAGGCAGACUUAGUGCAUUCAAUGCCUGAUGGAACUGUGGAACUGAAUGCAAAUGCUGACUUUCAAGAUCGAUUAGGUUGUACCGAAAUGGAACAGGAAUGUUCCACUCCAGAUGGGUCUUUCAUUACAGUUAUAGAUCUAAAGGAUACAAUGAGAACUAAGUGUCAUGAGGUAGGAUAUGCUUCUGGGGAAACUUGUGCAACUGUUACUCAUGAUCACCAUGUUGGAUCUCCUAAGCUAAACGUGUUCAACCGUUCAAAUAUGACAGGCAUCUACAAUGUAGAAAGGAGAGUUCUUCCUACUGCUCUUUCACUGACAGGAGAAGAGGUCACCAAUUAUAUUGACUUGGUAUCACAGAACAGCGAACAACACAAAGAGCAAGGAAAUCAAGAUACUGAAUGGACUAACUCUUGUUGUAUGGAGUCAUCUGAACUGGAACAAUUUAAUGCACACAAAAACAAGCAUGAGAAGUAUAUGCAUAGCACACCUGAGCAUGAUGAAACCAAAUGGCCAUCUAAACCUGGAGCCAUCACUGACGUGGUCCCAUUUGCAAUUCAGAGUUUCGAUGAGCAUUUGGGACAAGAGUUUUUUGAAGACAAAGGAAUAUUGACCAAAGUACACAGUAUUUUAGAAGAUCAUGUUUUGCCAGAUGGACAUGAUAACAUGCCUGGAAUGAUGCAAAACGAUAUACCAAAGUUAGAAACAGUUGUUCCUCCUGAACAUAAUUGUCAGACAACUUUUGUGGUUUUUAGUCCUACAAAUGAAGAAAACUUGAUCUCCCCUCCUGCAGCAGGGUCAAAGAAUGAAACCUUUGCUGUGUUUGCCACGCCGGAAGACAUUGGUGAUGGACCUUCUAGUUUUGGAAGGAAUGUCCCCUUGGAAAAAGAGCAAAUCAGAAGGAGUUCACUCAAAAAUAAUGGUGAACGAAUUGCUAUUAAGUCAACAAACCGGUCUCCCCUUGCAGCUACCAUAACCAAAGCUAGGAAAGCAGAAAUAGUGAGCUUUCCAAAACCAAACUUUAAAAACAUCAAGCCCAAAGUGAUGUCCAGGCCUGUGUCUCAAUCAAAAGAGAGCACUGCAUUGAAAGUCACUCAAAGAUCUCCUCAACUGUCUGUUGCUUCCUCAUCCUCCCCAUCUUCUUCCCCGAGGCAACCACUGUCUUCGGUUGCAGUACUGAGGAAAAAAACUGACUUGGAUAGAGGCACAAAAGCAGAAAUACCAAUGAAUAAGACCCAUAAGCAACAUUUUAAUAAACACCUUCCUAGCCAAGCUCUGCAUGCUGCAACUCAUUCUGAAAACACUUCCCACAAGGUUCCAAAAACAACAGCAUUAAAGCAGAACAUGGAACAGGUAGAGAGAGCAAGAUGUUUUAAUUCAGCAUGCAGCUCUGUGGGUGUAACAUGCUCCCAGGACUCAGGUGGGAUAGCGUGCGACAAAAUGGAAACUGCUUUAAUUAGUUCUCCAGUAUUUCAAGAGGAGGAGCAACAGAUAGACUCCUUGGGUAUUCCAGCACAAAGUUCUCUUCCAGACACUACAAAUGAGGUUUUUAGACCUGCAUAUCUUCCUUUGGUUCCUGUGCCUAAAGCAGACAUAGCACAAGGUCAGACUAUAUCUAAGGAUAUCACCCUAAGGAGCAGAGCGACGUCCAAGAUCGCAUUCCAGUCCAGGAGGGGAAGUGAGAGUAAAAAUACUCAAGUAGCUAAAACUCCAUCUCCUCAAAGAACAGUUCGAUCAUCAAAUCCUGGAAUAGAAACUUCUAAGGGAAAGCAUGCCUCUCUGAAAUCCACCCCAGGAUCAUUCACCAGUUCUGGUAAACUGAUUCCCAAAUCAAAAGUGCCCUUCAAAGGAUCAGAAGUUCGAAGAAGCUCUAGCAUAUCUUCCAUAAGCAGCACUCAAAGCGACCAAAGUACUUGCAGCAAUAAUUCUACAAGUGCCACAAUUAUAAUCAAAAAUGGAGAAUGGCCUUCCAGAUCGGCUUGUCAAAACGGUACAGCUGGAUCCUUCCCGCUCAAGCCAGUGCCCAGGCCAAGAGUGGUUUCCCUGAGAAACACCCCCAAAGGAGCAAAAAGCAAAUUAGGAUCAGCAGGCCCAUGUGUGCCAAAAUCUGCAGGAUCAGUUUUUCCAGGAAGGAAAACCGGUGAUCCAAGAGGACGAUUGGGAUCUUUGGGACAAAAUGGAACCCAGAAUGGAUUGUCUGCAUUCAGUUCUGUUGACAAGGGUAAGCAGAAGAGUCCUAAGAACUCAUGCCUACAGACCCGGAUUGCUACUGCAGUGCAUCCCACAGAAACAAAAACACAUGAGUUGACACAAUACAAGAGAAAAUGUGAAAACCAAAGUGGAAUUAUCCAACAACUGAAGAAAUGCUUGGCAAGCAGUAAUCGGAAGUCUGAAGCGUUAGCUGUUGUGAUCCAACACAUCCAGUCCGAGAGAGAUGAAGUGUUAAAGCAAAGUAAAGAUUUGUGCCUAGAACUUGUCAAUGCUCGCUGCGAAUUCGCAAUGGUUUCUGCAGCCAGUCAGAAAUUGGAGAAAGAUAUAAAUGAUCAACAUGCAUUUUAUGAAGAAUUUGUGCAGAAACUUUACCAAAAGCAUCAAAGUGAUUUAUCUGAAUUGGAAGAGAGGCUAAAACAGUUCUAUACCGCAGAAUGUGAAAAGCUACAGAGUAUUUGUCUCGAUGAAGCUGAAAAAUAUAAAGCACAGCUCCAGGAGCAUGUUGACAAGUUGAAUAUUGCACAUGAAAACAGUAAGCUAGAGCGUGAAACUCAUCAUGCAGAAAUAAUAGAAGAAAUGAAGAGGAAUUAUGAAUCAUCCCUUUCAGAACUUAAGAACACCCAUGAAUCACAAAUAAAAAAGCUUGAAGAAUCUUUCAGCGAGAAACAAGUGGAGCUAGAGAAAAAAGUUGCUGACUUACAGAGUGAAAAUGAUUCCUUGAAUGAAAAGUUCAAAUUAGAAGAGCAAAAACAAAUAGCCAAAGAAAAAGCAAAUCUUAAAAACCCUCAGACCAUGUAUCUGGAACAAGAACUGGAAAGUCUGAAAGCAGUGUUGGAAAUCAAAAAUGAAAAACUACAUCAGCAAGAUAUCAAACUAUUGAAAAUGGAAAAACUGGUGGAGACCAACAAUACCUUGUCGGAAAAAACAAGAAAGGUCCAACAGGAGAACGAAGAAUUGAAAGCCCGCAUGGAUAGACACGUAGAGCUGUCCAGGCAACUGUCUUCUGAACAAGCAGUUUUACAAGAGUCGCUGGAAAAAGAAUCCAAAGCGAAUAAGAGGCUUUCCAUGGAAAAGGAGGAACUCUUAUGGAAGCUGCACAAUGGCGACCUUUGCAGCCCCAAAAAACUAUCCCCGAGCACUCCACCACCACCGUUCCAGUCCUCCAGCUCGUUCUCCAGCCCACCCAUUUCCCCCAGAUAAAAAUACCUUGAAGAUCUACUGACUCUACUGUUGAUAAAAUUACUGUAAAUACUAUAAAUAAAUACUAUAAAUAAAGUUCAGGAGCAGGAUUCAAAACAGUGCUUCUGCGUGUUUUUAUAAAAAACAGACUGAAGUAAUAUGUUGUUGCACAAAGCACUUAAAAGCAAGACUUGUCUUGUUCAUUUUGCCUUUUUUCAACUAACUUUAGGGUGAGAAAAAAUACUCAGGGGCUUAUAAAUAAAAAGAUCACAACGUUUAAUACGUUCCUUCUUAUAGAAUCAUUCUUGAGACUCUUGAGUGUGGCGUGAAUGAAUUGGAUGUAUCACACAAGAGCGUAUGUCUGUUGCUGCUGCCUUCAAUAUGUAUAUUGUAAAGGACAAAAGCUGAAGAAUAUAGCGACAUGUACUUCAUGAAUAAAAUACUGUCAUAAUGCAUGUUCUAUCAGUGGUUUCCCAUUACUGGGACUAAGGAACAACUGCCACUUGUGCUACAAGUUCUUAUCUAUUUCCGUUUAGUAAAAAGAUGUUACUUCUGUUUGAUUUUGUCAUUGUUUGCCUAUUUUAUAGAAUUUAUAAUAAGAGAUAAUCUCUUUAAACCAUAAUAUAUUGCUAAAAUGGUUUAGCCUGCCCAUUUAAAUGGUAAGUUUAUCCAAAUUAGAUGCCCCUCCUACAUAAAAUUCUCCCUUACCACCUAUAAAAUGAAACAAUAUAGUUGUAGAAAAUUCAGACAUGCACCCGAUUUCAAUGUCAGAAAUACAGAAAAAGGGGACUGACUUCACCCAUGGCUGCAGGAUUUUAAAAUAAGACAUACAGAUACUAUUACUUUAAAAUGAGCUAGAGCAUGUGGAAAUUUCCAAUUUUUCUCUCUUGCAUUUUGUAGAAUAAACAUCUUGAACUUUAUGCACUUUAACCUGUAAAUGCUAUGAGAGAGUCAUAUGCAGUUUAUAUGUAAUAAAUUUACCCACUCUUUUCAAUUGGGUGCAGGUUUCUGUAUCCUCAGUUUGAUUUGUCAGGAGGUUUCCUUCUGCCUUGAGUCAGCAAAAUUAAAUUGGAGUAUUAGCUGAAGUGAAAUGUUGAUGAUUGUCAUGUCAUAUAUAUUACAAAUUUAAAGACUACAUGGUGCAUGUCUGCUUGUCAAUGCCCUGUUCAAUUUUUUAGAUUUUGAUUUAAUCCCUUUGCUGUUGAGAAAUCACCUUGUUAGUUAAAGGCAACUAAAAUAUUGAGAAAGAUUAGUAGUGUCUAUUGCGCCAUCUAUGAAAUUGAAGGUUGUCUUAGCAAAAUCUUCCUUAAGUUGGAAAACAAAAUGUCAAAGCAAGUGUGUCUCAGAUGCAAAAAUGUUAGCUGUAAAGGAUUGUUAAAAAUCUAUUCUAUUGUUAGGGAAGCAUAUUAUAUUCAGUAAUACAAAAAUUCAAAGAUAAAGUGUUUUUAUUUUCUAUUGUAUAAAGUGUGCCUCCCCAUGGAACAUUUUAUUUGCCUGUACCUAUUUAUGGCAGUGUACAUGCCACUGUAGCUAGAGAUCUGAUUCAACUGUUGUCCAGAGAUUGAUUCAUAUGUCCAUAACAUCUGCUGUAGGUUGAAACCUGGCUUUAAAGUCUGUCUUGGAGCAAAUUAUUUCUUUUACCAAUUCAUACUUGUUCAUAUGUAUUUGAGUGUUGAUAAAUAAAAUACUUUUUUACUGAUUAA
Molecule: messenger RNA, 5946 nt
Organism: Anolis carolinensis (green anole)
Lineage: Eukaryota; Metazoa; Chordata; Lepidosauria; Squamata; Anolidae
Gene: mtus1
Product: microtubule associated scaffold protein 1
Exons: 16
Coding region: 452-4264 (1270 amino acids)
Biological process (GO): regulation of macrophage chemotaxis
Cellular component (GO): nucleus; cytoplasm
Molecular function (GO): microtubule binding
Source: RefSeq, a predicted model, not a curated record